AAACAAUUGUACUUGUUGUUUAAGUGUAUUACUUUGAACGCUUGUAACUCGACUUCCUUCCGUUUUGAGUACAACAUAUCGUGACACUGUUACUGCUUCUCAAUAAAUACACUCUAAUGCACAUCUGCAUCGUUCUGCCAUGUCUGCUAAUAUGUUGAAUGAAAUAUUAAUUGCAUACCAUCUACGUUUAUAGACAACUGCGACAUUCUUAUUGAAUUCUACGCUUGGUAAACCUACUGGAUCUAUAUCGUCCAUAUUGGGAUUACUAAUUUUUUAUAAUUGUGGAUUAUUUGGACCAAACCCAGCCGAACACGCAAUAGCCUGAAGACUUAAGUAACGUCCCUUAUUUUGUUAUUUGUGUGUGUAAUUAACUUAUUAACUGUUAAUUGUUACAUAAACUAUAGACAUAAUAUUUUUGUUGCUAAUUUUUGGUUAUCAUACAUUUUGGUCCACCACAAUUAUUUGGUGAGCCCAGUAUUUUAUUGUCUCGCAUUUAUACCAUUGUUAUAUUGUUUAUUCGCUCAUUGUACGACACUUUUGCUCAUCUUCAACCUAAUGUACUCUCCACCUAAGCUUAGUGAUAUGGAUCCUGUUCCAGUAACCACUCAUAGUUCAUCAUCUAACUUUACUGAAAGUAUAUUUAGUCCAGUCAACGCCAUUUCUGAAUUUAAGCUUCCACCAUAUGGAGUAAAUAAUCCUAGAAUCUGGUUUGCUCAAAUUGAAGCCUUAUUCCAGUCCAGGGGUGUACGUUCCCAAGCAUCAAAGUACGCUUAUGUGGUGGGCUCACUCCCGAUCGAAGUUGCAACCGAAGUGGGAGAUCUUAUCGACCAGGUUCCGGAAACCGAGCCAUAUGACAUUAAAAGCGGCUUUAAUUCUGCGAACAACAGUCUCAGAUGAGACAAGAUUGCAACAACUUUUGAAUGCAUGUGACCUGGGAGACAAAAGACCUUCCCAACUACUCCGACACAUGAAACAACUUGCAGGCCCUUAUAAACUAGACGAAGCCCUCCUCAAACAAAUGUGGUUCAAUCGAUUACCACGCAGUGUCAGACAAAUCCUAAGUGCCUUGGGGAAGUCUUCCCCUCUCGACGAUUUAGCUGAUAUGGCGGAUAAGGUAAUGGAAGUCUGUCAUGAUAAUCACUAUAUAAAUACGAUGCAGCCGUAUGGAGCAGCUGAUGUCAGUUACUUAAACUCUAUUCAAAGACAAUUAUCUCAAUUGACGAAUCAACUUGAGUCCCUUCAAACCACUGUAGCAACGGUUCAGGCCAGACAAAUAAGACCCCUUUUUAGACAGAGAUCACGUUCUAGACCACGAUCUCGUUCACCUAAACGACCAUCCGAAAUUUGUUGGUAUCAUACUAAAUUCGGCACAAAAGCACGGCGUUGUACACGCCCGUGUGCAUUCCCCUUACCCAGCACUGAUAACCAGGGAAACGGUCCGGCCAGGCAGUAAUGGCGGCGCCUGACUCUGGCCACAACUCAAGCCGUCUAUUUCAUGUCAGGGAUCGUAUUUCGGGCUCGGAUUUUCUAAUCGAUACUGGAGCCGAAAUAAGCAUACUCCCACUUCAUCUAUCCCGACGACGGCACUCCCAACACGCUAAAUUAUCAUUGGUGGCAGCAAACAAUUCUAUUAUUAAAACGUAUGACGAGCAAUCACUCAUCUUAGACAUCGGUCUCCGUAGACGUUUUACAUGGGUUUUCAUCGUCGCUGAAGUUAAACAACCCAUCCUUGGAGCCGAUUUUCUUAGUAACUACAAUCUCCUUGUCGACAUGAGAAAAAAGAAACUUAUCGACGUGAAUACAAGUCUACAGGUCAACGGAACAAUCACCUGCAAUUAUGAAACUUAUGGUGUCCGAUUGCUUAGACCUGAUAGUCAAACUUUUGCCGGUCUUCUAUCGAAGUAUGAAUGUAUAACAAAAGCCGAUUAUCAAACUGAAAACUCCACACACCAUGUUCAACAUACUAUCACUACAACUGGUCCACCUAUCUGCGCCAAGGCGAGGAGACUACCACCCAAUAAGUUGCAGUCCGCUAAAAGAGAAUUUGAACAUAUGAUGCAACUAGGGAUAAUCCGACAGUCUAAUAGCCCUUGGGCCUCGCCACUGCACAUGGUUCCCAAAAAAGAUCAAGAUUGGCGCCCUUGUGGAGAUUAUAGGCGUCUGAAUAAUCAGACAGUUCCAGACAGAUACCCUAUUCCUCAUCCACAUGAUUUUUCACUAAACCUGCACGGUAAACUGAUCUUUUCAAAACUAGACUUAGUUAGAGCUUAUCAUCAGAUCCCAGUGGCACCUGAGGAUAUUGAAAAAACAGCUGUAAUCACACCUUUUGGGUUGUUUGAAUUCUUGAGGAUGCCAUUUGGGCUUAAGAAUGCUGCGCAAACAUUCCAACGAUUUAUGGACGAAGUCACGCGAGGUUUAGAUUUCGUAUUUGUUUACAUCGAUGACGUCCUAAUUGCCAGCUCCUCACUUGAAGAGCAUGUCCAUCAUCUGCAGAUUCUCUUUGAACGAUUCAAGAAAUAUGGCGUAGUUAUCAACCCUACUAAAUGCAUAUUCGGUACGUCUGCCUUAGAAUUCUUAGGACACUAUAUUGAUGCACAAGGUAUUAAACCUCUACCAAAGAGAGUUGAAGCCGUCAUCAACUAUCCUGAACCCACUUCGGUUAAGUCAUUACGUCGCUUCCUGGGUGCAUUCAAUUUUUACCGUCGAUUUUUACCUAACUGUGCCGACGUUCUACAACCGUUAACUGACUUACUAAAAAACGAUAAAUCAGGUGGCAAAAAGGAAAAGAAUCAACCAUUCAAGUUACCUUCCGAUGCCAAAACGGCAUUUGAAAAAGCCAAAUCUUUGAUUGCUGACGCCACCAUGCUACAACAUCUAAAUACUGACCCCAAAACUCAUCUGAUCCUCUGUACGGACGCAUCACAAAAAGCCGUAGGGGCAGUAUUACAACAACGAGUAAACAAUACGAUUACACCCAUUGCUUUCUUCUCUAAAAGGUUAUCACCUGUACAAGAGCGUUAUAGUACAUUCGGUCGUGAACUCUUAGCCAUGUAUUUAGCCGUUAAACACUUCAAUUUUUUGCUACAGGGCCGGGAUUUUACCAUCAUGACGGAUCACAAACCCCUGUGCUACUCCUUUAGUAUGUCGUAUGACAGACAUUCACCACGCGAAGCAAGACAGCUUGAUUACAUCUCACAAUUCACCACAGACAUUCAGUUUAUCAAAGGUCACUCCAACAUUGUAGCAGAUGCGUUGUCGAGAAAAGACAUCAAUGUAGUUGCAUCCAACCAUGACGUCAACCUAGAAAUAAUCGCAAAACUUCAAGCAGACGAUGCAGAGCUAAAAACCUGCAAAGAAAAGUCUCGCCUGAAUCUCCAACCUGUACCCAUCCCAUUUUCCGACGCAUCCAUCAUCUGUGACACAUCAACAGGUAACAAUCGUCCCUUUGUUCCACUUGCAUGUCGCCAAAAGUUAUUCCAACACUUUCAUGCUUUAUCACAUCCGAGCAUCCGAGCAACUACGAAGCUGAUAACUAACGUUUUGUUUGGCCGAAAAUCAAUUCAGAUAUUAAACGAUGGACACGUGGUUGCCUUCAGUGUCAACGUAGUAAGAUCCAAAAGCAUACUAUUAGCCCAAUCGGAGAAUUUCCUAUUCCUGAUAGACGUUUUCAGCAUAUCCAUUUAGAUUUAGUAGGACCUCUACCAUCGUCAAAUUCUUUUACUCACAUCCUCACGGCAAUAGACAGAUUCACUCGAUGGGCCAUUGCAUGCCCCAUCAAAGACACAUCAGCUGAGACUGUAGCAUCCGUUUUUCUAAACCGAUGGAUAUCGCACUACGGUGUACCGACAACCAUCACAACUGAUCGUGGUCCCCAGUUCCAGUCUAUCCUGUUUCAGGAAUUCACAAGACUUCUGGGCGUAAAACACAUCAGAACCACAGCUUACCACCCAGCAGCAAACGGCAUGAUUGAAAGAUUUCACCGGCAAUUAAAAAGCUCACUCAUGGCUCAAACUGAUUCAACAAAAUGGAGUGAUGCCUUGCCGCUUGUUCUCCUUGGGAUUCGUGCCACGGUGAAGGAAGACAUAGGUUGUACACCCGCCGAAUUAGUCUAUGGUACAACUCUAACGUUACCGGGCCAACUAGUCAACUGUGAACCUACAAUGCAAGAAGAUGCUACUCAUUUCGCAAGUUGCCUAUUACAAGUGAUGCAGAACAUUAGAGCAAUACCACCGCGAGAAUACAACAAUCCAGUCCAUCUCGACAAACAUUUAGAAACGUGCAAAUUUGUUUUUGUUCGAGUAGACGCGGUGAAAAAGCCACUGACACCACCACAUGAAGGUCCGUAUAAAGUAAUAAAACGCACUUGCAAAUAUUUCAUUAUCAACAAAAACGGAAACAAUGAAACCAUUUCCAUAGACCGAAUUAAACCAGCUUUCUACGAACCCCCUCAAACCACUGAUGACAACACGGCGAACAAACAAUCACUCCCAUCAAUUGCUAAGAAACAAGAGGAAGAGGAAAAACUCAGCACUACACCCUCUUGUUUAACACGAUCUGGGAGACUUAUUAAAAAACCCAAACGUUAUGUACAUUUUAUGGACUAACACAAUCAAUCAGUUUUAUGCAUUACUUUGUGAAGUUACGCAAUCUUCUAAUAAAAGAUAUUUAUUUUCUCUACAUGUACAUUUAAUAACUACAUUUAUUUGUUAUCACUGGUUUUGCCAAUUUUUUUUAAUAAGAAAAAUUGUCAUAGUAAUAAACGAGUGAAUGCUAACUAACUAUUUAUUAAAUUCAUUCAUUUUUUUUAAUUUUAUGACUUUAUUAACAGCUUUCCACAUUUUAUUAUUAUUGUUAGCAAACCAAAGCUUUUUAAUGCUCGUUUUUCAAUUUCAUUUUGCGUAGCAUAGCCUAUAUUAUUAACGUGCCAUUUAUUCCUAUCUCCACCAUUUUUUUCCGUUAUUGCAGUAAAUACUAUUUUAUGUACAUUUGUAUACAAUAUUUCUCAAUUUUUGUUGUUCAUAUUGUAAUCAGUGUUACCUCCGGACACUCUGGGGGGAGCUAUGUGGAGAUAGAACCUUAAAACCUAUUUUGUAAAUAAUUUUUCAUAGUUUUCGCAUGUAUUUUCAUAUUCUGUACAUUAAGCAUUAAACAAUUGUACUUGUUGUUUAAGUGUAUUACUUUGAACGCUUGUAACUCGACUUCCUUUCGUUUUGAGUACAACAUAUCGUGACACUGUUACUGCUUCUCAAUAAAUACACUCUAAUGCAC
Molecule: messenger RNA, 5268 nt
Organism: Schistosoma rodhaini
Lineage: Eukaryota; Metazoa; Platyhelminthes; Trematoda; Strigeidida; Schistosomatidae
Source: the annotation of a GenBank genome assembly